Messenger RNA from Punica granatum (pomegranate), 2414 nucleotides. The record is from RefSeq and is a predicted model, not a curated record. Lineage: Eukaryota; Viridiplantae; Streptophyta; Magnoliopsida; Myrtales; Lythraceae.
GCAGGACAAGGAACAAACCAAAAACCACCUCAACGUGCCCGUCCCUCCACAUUGUCGAACAAAAUCCUCUGUCCACAUCGCCUUUGCAUGAAUACAUGAACAAAAGACAAGCUAGCUUCCUUGAACUCUCCGAACAAAGUCAGAACCAUGAACAAAAGAGACAUGUCCUCCUCAGUAAUCACCCAUCCAACUCACCCAAAGCUGAAAGAAGAUCCACGCUUUUUAGUUGCUUAAUGAUGGGUUUAACAUUCCUCUGUUGCUAAUUACUCCAACUGGUUCUUGCUCGUACAAGCAAAGGUCCUUUGUGUUUCUCGUUCGUUCGAUCGAUGGAGAUGAGAGCUGUGAUUUUGGUGGUGUUGGGGUUGGUUUGGUUGUGUGAGGGGAAGUUUGUGGUGGAGAUGAACAAGCUGAGAGUGAGCUCUCCUGACUCUCUUAAAGGAACCUACGAAUGUGCAAUCGGGAACUUUGGAGUUCCUGACUACGGAGGCUCGAUGGCAGGUGCUGUUGUUUACCCGCACACCAAUCAGGACGCUUGUGGUAGCUUCCGAGACUUCAAUAUCUCCUUCAGCUCUAGGCCCCGCGGGCUGCCGACCUUCUUACUUGCCGACCGAGGAGGAUGUUUCUUCACGUCGAAGGCUUGGAACGCGCAGACCGCUGGAGCAGCUGCAGUCCUUGUUGCUGAUGAUCGGACCGGUCCUCUGAUCACCAUGGACAUGCCCGAUAAUGAUACCGCAGCUGUGUACCUCCCAAACAUCACCAUCCCGUCCGUCCUCAUCAAUAGAUCCUUGGCGGAUGACAUAAUUAAGUCUCUCGCAGGCAAAGAGAUGGUCAAUGUCUAUCUUGAUUGGAUUGAGUCCCUCCCUCACCCUGACGAUCGAGUCGAGUAUGAGUUCUGGACCAGUAGCAACGAUGAGUGUGGUCUCAAGUGCGAGUCGCAGAUGAAGUUUGUUCACGACUUUAAGGGGGCGGCACAGAUACUCGAGCAGAAAGGGUAUACACAGUUCACCCCGCAUUACAUAACUUGGUACUGCCCUGAUGAUUACCGUUCGACCAAGCAGUGCGAGUCACAGUGCAUCAACCAUGGGAGAUACUGUGCCCCUGAUCCCGAGAAAGACUUCAGUGAAGGUUAUCAGGGGAAGAAUGUUGUGGUCCAAAAUCUGCGUGAGGCUUGCUUCUUCAGAGUGGCCAAUGAGAGUGGGAAGCCGUGGCUCUGGUGGGACUUUGUGACUGACUUUUCAGUUCGGUGCCCGAUGAAGGACAAGAAGUACAAUAAAGACUGUGCUGAUCGGGUUAUUCGAUCGCUUGGUGCGGAUGUCAAGAAGAUAGAAGAGUGUGUUGGUGACACUGAGGCUGACGUGGACAACCCGAUCCUUAGUUCCGAGCAAGAUGCACAGAUUGGUGUUGGGUCUCGUGGAGACGUCACUAUCUUGCCGACUCUCGUGAUCAACAACAGACAGUACCGAGGAAAACUGGACCGCCGAGCAGUUCUCAAGGCCAUAUGUUCCGGUUUUCAAGAGACCACCGAGCCAGCUAUCUGUUUAAAUGGAGAUAUACAGACGAAUCAGUGCCUGGACGGGAAUGGUGGUUGCUGGGAGGACAAGGCCACCAAUGUUACCGCCUGCAGGGAUACGUUCCGGGGAAGAGUGUGCGAGUGCCCUACAGUGCAAGGUACGAAGUUUGUUGGCGAUGGUUAUACCCACUGUGAAGCUUCAGGACCUCUACACUGCACGAUUAAUAACGGAGGUUGCUGGAAGGAAAUACGAGACAACCAGACUUACUCUGCCUGUAUUGAAGGCAGUACGAGCGGAUGCAAGUGCCCCUCCGGUUUCAAAGGAGACGGACUGAACUGUGAAGAUGUGGAUGAGUGCAAAGAAAAGUUAUAUUGCCAAUGCCCAGAAUGCAAAUGCAAGGACAAGUGGGGCGGUUUCGACUGCAGUUGCAGCAGUGGCCUGCUCUAUAUACGAGAACAUGAUACCUGUAUCAGGAAGGAUGGGAUUGCAGGGUCUGGCUGGAGAACCUUCUGGCUUACUGUCCUCGGUAUAGCUGCUUUUGGAACGGGAGGCUAUCUGGUAUACAAAUACCGAUUACGGAGGUAUAUGGAUUCUGAGAUACGAGCGAUCAUGGCACAAUACAUGCCCCUGGACGAUAAUCAUGGAGGCUACAUGCCAGUAUCAGGUGGUCAUGGUGAGGCACCAGGUCAAGCUCACCACGGUGACAUAUAAUUGCUGUAAAAUGUAUCAAUAGGAUAGAAAUCAUAAACUUCUCCUUCGCACACAACUUCAUAGACAUUUCUGAAUUCUUAUUAUUCACAGCCUGAACAUUAUCCUUUCCUUUGGUGAUUAAGGGAAUACUUCGACCGAUGUCUCUUAUUAUUACUAGGUUGAUUGUCUUUGGUUGGUCAGGCCAGGCAAAAU